AUGGUUACCAAACCACAUCUAGAAGAGGAAAAGCCCUCCAGGGUGACGGACAAACCACAGGAUGCUGCGGACAGCGGUAAACCAUCCAAGAAACCCCGUCAUCGUCACAGUCCUGCUCAGCUCGCUGCUCUCAACGAGCUGUUCGAGAAAAGUGAACGCCCAAGCCUCGACGACCGAAACGAGCUGGCCGAGAGGUUAGGAAUGGAGGGCAAAACCGUCAAUGCUUGGUUUCAGAACAAGCGGGCUUCUACGAAGAAGCGAAAUAAGGGGGGCCCUUCCGAAUCGGCCCCCAUGAAUCAAGGCGACAUACCGGAGGACACUUUCAAGGCAUCUCCGCCUUCUGCACUACCAUCAAUAGCAAGUUUACUAAAUGAUGCACCCUCUCUGUCAUCGACAUCAUUAAACCCGCCACACUCCACACAGCCCCGCUCAUACUCUCGGAGGACGAAGCGGAAAGACUUGCACUCGAGGGAUAUGGCCUUCCCCAAUGCCGAUGUUACUAUUAACCACAACCAACAUGAUCAUCCUCGAGAGGGUGUUCUUGAAAGCUCAUUCUUCGCUGGUCCGCAGGAGUUCUUUUCCAUCCAAGACAAGUUCAUUUCUCACAAUCGUGGGCCUGACGCUGAGGAUGGGGCUGUACCAUCACUACUAAAUGGGGAAAUGGCCCGCUUCCCACCAGAAACGGACAGCCGCUUUGUGUCCGAAAACGAUGGUGCUGCUGAUGGCCAUCCGUCUAGGAAGGGAAGAACCGAGUCUUCUCGCAUGCGCACCUCUUCUAAGCAGGCGGAAGAACUUCACCGUGUAUACGCUAUCAACUCUCGUCCCACUCGCGAUCAGAGGCGAGAACUGGCUGAUCGCAUCGGAAUGCGUCUUCAAAGUGUAACAAAUUGGUUCCAGAACCAGCGCAGUCAAGCCAAGAAACACAAGGAUGAACCCAGAUCCGUUCCUGCAUCCUCACCCGUGGAAAGUGAUGUAUCCGGGAAUCGUGAACACCUUCCACUUCCCAAUGAUAAUGAUGGUGCGCCUGCGCCACUGCACUGGAAUCAUCCCACCGCUCCACCACGUGGUCGUCGGCCGUCUUUGGCUCUGCCGGACAACAGCCUUCCGCCGUUGCAGAAGUUGACAUCGAAGUCAGCCAUCGAGCCUCUAGGUAGAAUGUCACUCCCUCCGUCUCAUCCACUGUCUCCGCGGACUCGCAGAAGCAUGACCCCUUAUGCAAGACAUACCCGUUCCGACGAACCCCCACCCCAGAAGGGUAAUGUCAAGGCUGAGGAUAUCCUUGCACGCAAUCGCCGUUCCAGACCCCAGCCACAUCAACUUCGGGCUCUCAGACAGCUCUUACGGCGGACAUCCACACCUUCUAUGGAGGAGCGUACUGCUUUAGCAUUGGAGAUAGGAAUGUGUUCUAGGGAUGUUGGUCGGGUUACAAACUGGUUUCGCAAUGUCCGCCAAACAGCACGCAAACGUGCGAAGCAGAGUCGGGAUGGUUCUUCGUCGCGGAGUCGUCCCCGCGAGCAUGACACUUCCUCUGGGUCAUCAUCUGCGUGUGACGAGGAGGACGCAAUGGAUCUAGAUUAUGAGGAUCUACUUGACCGCGAGAUAGAUGACUGGAGUGAGGAAGAAUGUCAGGAGGCUGUUACACCUUCUUCAGGGGUGUCCCAGUCUCCACCGCCUGCCAAACGGCCCAGACCGCAUAUUCCCGUUCAUCGUGGGAUAGAAAGCAUAGGCGUUGGGAGCAUGGGUGUUGGCCUGAUCGAACCUGGUGCUUUCCAGGAACUAGAAAAGGCCGUCGGAAUAUCGAAUGUUGGCAGUGCAAACGACUACACGCUUGUCCCCAGAAGGAACCCUGCGACCGGUUCUGGGGUGCGAAUCGAGGAUGCCCUUCUAUUAUUGAGCUUCCACCAGCAUGUUGUUCAUUAG
Pisolithus orientalis is the source of this 1920-nucleotide messenger RNA. RefSeq lists its product as uncharacterized. Bases 1 to 1920 code for a protein of 639 amino acids. The record is from RefSeq and is a predicted model, not a curated record. The transcript is spliced from 4 exons. Gene Ontology annotation, biological process: regulation of transcription by RNA polymerase II. Gene Ontology annotation, molecular function: DNA-binding transcription factor activity, RNA polymerase II-specific; RNA polymerase II cis-regulatory region sequence-specific DNA binding. NCBI's taxonomy places the organism in Eukaryota, Fungi, Basidiomycota, Agaricomycetes, Boletales, Pisolithaceae.